ACUUGUGAGUAUAAACCCUUCAGAGCCAUUAUACGCUGAUUCCUCCCUCAAAUGUAAUCGUCCCUUGAAGCAAUCGGCAACUUCACUUCGUAUAGUACCUCCGAUACAAACCUGACCGGCAAAUCAUCAUCCCCCCGGUUUCUCUCCAUUACGGUUUCUCUUUAUAUCCCGAGAAAAUAAACGAAAAGAAACAAAAACGAAUCAAGUUUGAUAACCCCUACCAAAAAGCCUCUGCGAUUCUCCAGAUUCAUGGAUGCUCUGAGAGCUUCGUACGCCAAUAGUUGCUCCGACUCCGAAUCCGAUUCCGACACGCCGCGGCCAACAAACGAGAACCAUCAAGCGUCGGGGCCUCUGCCUCCGCCGCCUCUUGCACUCCUCAGCCCACCUAAUUCUCUCGGGGAAUUAAAUUACUCACAAACUGCUCAGUCAGGUAGAGUAAGGAGCUUUCCUCAUGUUGAAGGAAACUAUGCUUUACAUGUGUUCAUACCAGUUUAUAUACCAUCUUCACCAAAGAAGGAGCUGGUCCAGUAUUUGAAGAAGGUCAUGUCUCUAGUGCCUGGUCUUCAUGUUGUUGACGUGGAUAUACCACUUAACAUUCUAUGCAAAGAUGAUAACAAGCUUGAACAAGUUGCAUUAGGAAGGGAGUUUCAUAUAAGUUUAGGAAGAACUGUUCCAAUCCGAGUUCACCAGAUUGACUCGAUAGUGACAAUGCUCCGCCAGAAGCUUCAAUUUCAGAGGCGGUAUUGGAUUGACUUUAAUAAGUGGGAGGUUUUUGUCAAUGAUGAUCAGACACGCUCCUUUCUUUCAGUAGAAGUUAUUGCUGGAGGCUUAGCUGAGAUAACACGGCAAAUUCAAGCUGUCAAUGAGGUUUAUAGGCUUCACAAUCUUCCUGAAUUUUAUGAGGAUCCACGCCCUCAUAUAUCCUUGGUUUGGGCAUUGGGGAACAUUAGUGAUUCACUGAAGAGAGCAGUCGAAGAGAUGAGGAGACACAUUAAUGUUGGGGGUUCAGUACAGAAACGUAUUUUCACUUGCAAAUUCAAUGGCAUUGAGUGUAAGAUAGGUAAUAAGACCUAUAAAAUAUGUAAAUUUUCUGAAGAUUAAUCAAACCUCUGAAGUAUGUAAAUUUUCUAGAAGAGCGGUGUGUUAUCUUGUUUUUGUAAUGAACUAAUUUGGUCAGUAUGAUCAGUCAAAUACAUGUUGAGUUAUUGCCUAUGUGAUGGAUCAUAGAUGGAAAAUUCAAAAUGAAGGCUCAAUAUUUUUUGUUA
Molecule: messenger RNA, 1265 nt
Organism: Vitis vinifera (wine grape)
Lineage: Eukaryota; Viridiplantae; Streptophyta; Magnoliopsida; Vitales; Vitaceae
Exons: 6
Coding region: 250-1101 (283 amino acids)
Biological process (GO): U6 snRNA 3'-end processing
Cellular component (GO): nucleus
Molecular function (GO): 3'-5'-RNA exonuclease activity
Source: RefSeq, a predicted model, not a curated record